ACCCGCUCACACAAGUCGUCAGCGUCAGGCCCAACACACCUCACUCACUGCUAGGGUCUUCACACGGUGCAGUAUAGGAUGCGGACGCUGUUGCUGGCGGUGUUCCCAGUGGGCCUGGUGCUCCUGCUGGUGACACAGCGGGCUAGUGGGGCACUGUGGCCCUUGAGGACCUUCAUAGUGAGGGACAUGACCUUCCCUCAAGGCACGGCCAUCACAAAUACCACCAACACCACCAGCGUCUGUGGGUGCAAGAUGCGGUGUCUGGCACUGCCCAACUGUGCGGCGUUCGCAGCGCAGACCCUGGAUGCUGAGACGUUCCUGUGUCGCCUCACAAACCAGAGUCCCCAGGAAGCGUCCCCUACAAGUCAACCGGGCGUUGUGUACGGCUACAAGCUGGCUCAACUUAAAAACACUGUGACGGAAGAUAAUGAUGGCACUGUCUACUUUGGCACUUGUCAACAAAAUGAUGAUUUUAACUCAGCCAAGACUUACUGCAAGAGCAUUCCCGGGUUCCGCCUUGCCAUCUUAAGGAACCAACAACAGAUUAAUUUUGCCAAGACAAUCUGCAGUGAAAAGUAUCUUCGCAUCGACCUUCAGAAAUCACAGACUGGAACUUUCGUAUGGGGAGACCAAACAAUGCUAACCCUUACUGCGAAUGUGAGAACUUAUCAGGAUGGUUCGACAGGCCCUAUCGGCGCCCACUACUCAAUCAGUGUCUAUGGGAUCUAUGUGUCAUGGUACACUGGAAACUGUUACCUCUGUCAAGGUAAUGAUGCAGACAACGCCUGGUAGUGAAGAGAAAGGUGCUAAGAGAGAAAGGCCAAUCGGAAUGAACGUAAAUUAAACCUGGAAUAUUAAAUUAAACCUAGAUUGUAUUAUUAUUAUUAAGUAAAACAUCAAAACAUGUUAAUUUGUUAGGAUUUUUCUUGGAGGUAAAAUAUAAACAAAAAAAUU
Molecule: messenger RNA, 954 nt
Organism: Procambarus clarkii (red swamp crayfish)
Lineage: Eukaryota; Metazoa; Arthropoda; Malacostraca; Decapoda; Cambaridae
Source: RefSeq, a predicted model, not a curated record